Molecule: messenger RNA, 2499 nt
Organism: Morchella importuna
Lineage: Eukaryota; Fungi; Ascomycota; Pezizomycetes; Pezizales; Morchellaceae
Exons: 7
Coding region: 1-2499 (832 amino acids)
Source: RefSeq, a predicted model, not a curated record
AUGUCCUCUAGCUUUCAUGAAGAUCUUGGCCUAGGCCUCACUGAGCACCUUCCUGCCCUGACUCUUCUUACCAAAAUCCAAAAAACCUACUUCUAUUCCGUAAUAUAUGCCCCAACAUUAUAUCUCAUACUCGGUAAUGAGCUUUCUUCUCUUAGCAACUUAAUCCAGGAUGUCGUUGCCGAAUCUCUUGAAGGGCGAUUUUCUAUGUCCACCAUCUUCCGCGAUGACAACAAGCGUGCUGCACAGAGGGCUGUUCAGCUGGUAUUCAACGGGAUGGAUUAUAGCCUAGAGGGACUUGAAGGAACCUUACGAGGAUUAAAGGCGGACAGAUGCGCAUCUGAAGAGGCAUGGAGGUUAUGGGGUAAGGAGGUGAGGGAUAAUGGGGGGGAGGCAGGUUUGCUAAGGGCGCUGAAGGCGGUGAAAUAUCAUAAUUGGGUAAUUUCAGUAGUGAUUAAGAGAGCUCUUAAAAGAAACGAAAUAGAGGCACUCCAUGAGACCGCCCCUCUAACCCGAGAAUAUCUCUACAAGCUCUUCACCGAGCUUCUCUCAUCCACAGGUGCCAACAGAUUCCCCUACAAAUUAAUCGCCAAAUUCAUGACGAGUGCGUCGGCCUCCCUCUCUGGCCAAGUCUUCCCAACGGAGGUAUCUAUAGAAAAGGUACUUAAGAUCUCGAUGUAUUGGACAUUUAAGGCUGCAUCGAGCAUAAGAGACCACACACGCAGCUCGAAAACUCUCUCGGGUGAAGAUGCUAUUGCCCUUUCCAAGGCGUUUUGGGUUUUUGAAAUGUGUAGAGACUAUGUAGGCGCGGAUAUUAAAGAAUUUGAGGCGGUUAUGGCAAUUAUUGCGAAUGAGCUUGCAUUUGCCGCGAAGGCACUUCUUGAGUCAGAAAUUGGCUUCCCACCUUUCGAGUUACUCCCCGAAACUGGCGACUUUCAAAUAUGGCUGAGCGAAGAAGAAUAUAUAGUUGACGCCGAGGCCGAGAUGGUCAGCCAUCCUCAACCACCAGAAACGCCUGUUCAAGAAUCAUCACCCUCUUUUGAGAAUGGGGUAUCGAUGAGUGAUACCGUAGCGCAUCCAAAUACAUAUAAUACCUAUGAAGCGCAUGAUGACUUGUCUCAGUCAAGUGGAAGUAGCCACAAUUAUGCCGAGUCUGGUAUCGACUGCAGAGAUAAUAACAACAAUGCACCCGGGCAGUGGAGACAAGAGGCAUCACCUAAAUCACCGGAGUCAAUAUCAAGCUUGCGACGCAGUCAAAGCCAUAGUCGACCCGGGACUUUGAAUGGAAACUCUUCACCCUCGCUUCAUGGGUUCAAUAGGCAUUCCAUAGCGUCGGAACAUGUACGGGAAACUAAACCACUUUUGCCUGAUCAAAGGCGAGGCAAUACACCUGUUCUUCGUAAACAGGUUAACUACCAGAAGCCCAACGAAAGAUCUGCUUCAAACUCGGAAUUUCUUCCAGAAGCAGUGAUGGCAGCAAUACCACAUUAUGGGGCGAGGACGGAAGAGGAAGAGAUCAUGAACAGGCGUUUGUUGGCAUCAAAAUCUUACACAUUGCAAGACGCAAGGUGGGACGAAUGUGUGGUGAGAGUCUUUAGGGCGAGAGGUACUGGAGAGUUGAGGGUAUUGACCCUGUGGGACGACAAGCAGGCGGGGACUCUAUUUAUUAAUCCAGAAGAGGCUGAAUUAGUGCCAGAAUACGGCUAUCAUAUGCAGACAAAUAUUCCGGUAAUUUUUAUGCGAAAGACGACGGAAUGGGGGUCCUCCCUCCAGCUGGGAAAACAGACAAAAUCUAUAAGAAACAGGGCGACGCCGAACAGAGAGAAUACGUAUUUUAAAUUUACGAACAUCGAAGAUAUGUUCUAUUUCCAGUGUGCCUUCCUUGGCGAGACCGUUCUCGCUGAUAUUCGAACCGUUAGUGCUGUCCGCUACAACAAAUAUGGUAUUUUUGAGGGUACGACAAGCACAAACUUUUGUCGCGUGCAAAUCUGGAGAGAAGUAGAAUGCAGCAACCUGAUGCGUUCCAGUACUUCAUCGCCUGAUGGAUCCUCAAUGGCAAAUUACAAAGGAAGGUUGAAAGGAUGGAUGUUGAGACCAAAGUCGUCAAGGAUCGUGGUAUUUUUGGGCCGUGAGCUACUGAGUGUUUUUAUAACGGAUGAUAUAACGAUUGAUGAGAGUAGUGCCAACAGUCUUACGGUAAAGAUAAAACCAAUAUCAUAUGGAACAUUUGGAGGGCGAAAAUACGUUAAGGCACGCAUAGCUGGUAACCGAGAUCUUCCCGGUGGUAUCAGACUUGAUAGAUGGGGGAUGUUGAUUGAGGACGAAGACGAAUUUGAUGAUUUGAAGUGGCUUGAAAUUGAGUUCGAAUCAUCCACUGGAAUGAAGGUGUUUACGGAUAAUUUUAAGAGAGAGUUGCAGAUAAGGCGGAAAGAAAGGAUGGAAGUUGAUGAAUUGAAGAAAAAAGCGGCGAGUAAUGUCAGGAGUUUAGGAAACGGCUCGUAG